This is a messenger RNA of Camellia sinensis, 659 nucleotides long. RefSeq lists its product as uncharacterized. NCBI's taxonomy places the organism in Eukaryota, Viridiplantae, Streptophyta, Magnoliopsida, Ericales, Theaceae. The record is from RefSeq and is a predicted model, not a curated record.
ACAUGCCUUUCAAUUACAGAGGAGUGCAUUGGUUGUGCGUUAAAAUUGAUAUGGUGGACCGUGUAGCCUACCUAUUCGACUCAGUCCCAUCCAACCGACCGAACAAAAGGAAGCUAAAUGCAGCUAAAAUUUUGGUUGAAACUAUGCACGACUUGCUGCAACUACACUUUGGAAAUGAUUAUGUUACAGACGUGCGUACCUUCCACCGCUGCAUGUUAGACGAGAGGCCAGUACAACAACUGGACGACACGUUUGACUGUGGGAUGUUCGUCAUCAAAUUCAUGCAGCAACCUGAUUUAAGCCCCGGUCCACACAAGACUUCGCUUCGUCCGCCGCCAAUUUGUCAUCGGUCAGCCAAUCAACGUUCUGCUUGAUAGCGCCGACUUGCCGCUCCAAACUUGACAACCGUGUGUCCACUUCAUUCAGCCUUUCGUAGAUAGCUUGCAACUGCUGGAAUACAGGAGCAACAUGAGCUUCAACAAUAGCUUCAAUCUUGUUCGAAUCGGACAUUUUGUAGGAAUAUGUGUAUGGUUUAUUUUACUGACUACUUUUUUAAAGGAAUGUACAGAUUCAUAAUAUUACACAACACUAUGCUGUAAGUAUUUGUAAUAUAUGGUACAUGACUUGUAUGUUUGCAGAAGACCUCAUGCAUUGUGACA